Trypanosoma theileri is the source of this 1209-nucleotide messenger RNA. RefSeq lists its product as uncharacterized. The record is from RefSeq and is a predicted model, not a curated record. The coding region runs from base 1 to 1209 and encodes 402 amino acids. The transcript has a single exon. NCBI's taxonomy places the organism in Eukaryota, Euglenozoa, Kinetoplastea, Trypanosomatida, Trypanosomatidae.
AUGUAUGAUCCGGCCUCACCCAAUAAUUACCGCGAGGUUAAAAUCGCCUCGUGGAAACGCGCCAGAGAAGAAGAACAGGCAAAUGAUAUUUCACGUGCGUUAGCCGCCGCUCCCACUCCUGCGGCUGUUUCUAUGCUUACUACUACUAUUCCUACUAAUCCUUCUAUUAUUAUUAAUAAUAAUAAUAGUAUUAAUAAUAAUAUUAAUAAUAAUAUUAGUAUUGUUGGUGGUUCUUCUCCAUUGGAGCCGCUGCAACUCAGCGCGGAGGAACUCCACCAGCGCCGCGUACGGCAGAGCGCCGCGUUGGGCAUCACAACAGCAAUGAAGAUUGAACGCGAUGAACUCGAGGCCGCACACAAGGCAAAGGUCGCUACCGGCAUGGACCGUAAAGGACGCAUUGGACAGAAAUUAGGAAAGUUAAUGGAAGUCGCAUCCGCAAAGAAUAACAGUCAACAGACCAACAAUACUAAUAAUACUAAUAAUAACAAUAAUAGUAAUAAUAGUGGAACAGCAGAUGGGGGAUCACAACAUCCCCCGCCGCUUCCUCUUAGCAGCGCACCGUUAACAUUUCACAAAACAGACUUGGCGGCUGGCGGGUAUGUUGUUAAGGAAGACACUAGCGCUCUAGAGAAGAAGAAGAUCGUGCAGGGAAAACCAAGUUCGACUAUUCUGAUUCGUUUUAUACGUGAUGGACCACCACCAGAAGUCUUCGCCGAAGAUAAUAACAAUGAUAAUAGUAAUAAUAACAAUACUACUGUUAGUAGUAAUAGUGCAGUAGCGGUUCGAAAUGCUUUUCUUGAGAGCAUUCAAGAACAGUGUGGACGUUGUGGUGUCGUGCGAUCCAUUCGUUAUGCAGUCUUGAGUGAUGAUGAACGAGCGGCGGUGCGAUCUCGCUUGUCUGCAAGUACUAAUAAUAAUAAUAAUAAUAAUAAUAAUAAUAAUAAUAAUAAUAAUAAUAAUAAUAAUAAUAAUAAUAAUACUAGUAGUAGUAUUAGUGGUGGUGGUAGUGUAAGUGAUGAUGUAGAGACACGUCUAGCUCGAGAGGCCAUUCGUAUAUUUGUUCGAUUUGAUAGUGUUGCGAAUGCCUUUAAAGCACUGGAGGUAUUGCAGCAGAAGUGUGUUCAGUGGGAUGUUUGUUUCUUUCCCACUCAAUUGUUUGAUGCUGGAUCGCUGGGACCGGCAGAGGGUGAACCGUUAUGUGCUGUUUAA